AUUUAAUCUAGGGCUGUGCAUUAGGUUUCUGCGAAAAAAGAAAAAAAAAAAAUGGGGGGUGCGUUUGAGGAACUGGAGUGGAAGAUGAUGAAAAGGAAAGUAGACGUGGUCCCUACUAAGUUAGAACAAGUGAGAAAAAAUAAAAACUUGAAGAAUUGUGUUAACAGUUGACUAAUGACAUAAACGGUCAAAAUAAACGGCCCAAGGAACGGCGUCCAAAUAAGGAUGACAUUUAAUGGAAAAAGGAAGUAGAGGGAUGACGUUGAUUAGUGUUUGGGAAGCAGAGGGAUGACAAUGAACAAAUCCUUAGUAGAGGGAUGAGAACGAUAAAUAUUUAAAAGUAUA
This is a messenger RNA of Rubroshorea leprosula, 345 nucleotides long. The record is from the annotation of a GenBank genome assembly. Lineage: Eukaryota; Viridiplantae; Streptophyta; Magnoliopsida; Malvales; Dipterocarpaceae.